ACAUGAUAGCCAGAGAGAAUUCGGGGAGGAGGAAAGGUUUUUCUUUGCAGUCGUUCGUCAUAUGAUUAAAAGUCCAGCGGAAAACUGAAAAUGUUGCGAAUUUGCGUGAUUUUCUCGCUGUUUAUUGCAGCCAUUAAUGCCGCUGGCGAAUUCACGGUUCUGAACCGCCCGAAGGCAAUCAGUUUCAAGGGCAACGAUGCACUGGAGAGCCAAUACGUUGGCGACGUGCUCUACGCUUCGCUGGGAAACGCUGUCAUCGGGGACUCCAACUGGAGCGGACUGACGAUCAAUGAUCCCUUCAACCUGGCCAAGGGUGUCAUCGUCGUUCACGUUCAGGGUCUUGGACACGUGACUACCGCCGGCAAUGUCAAGUCCUACGAACUGACGGGAUCCUCAACUGAUGCCUCCCUGAAUGCCUUGGCCGCUGAAUUGGAGGCCGCCAAUGAGCCCGUUUGCGACAUCAACUUCGAGCAGUUCGACGAUGGUGUUCAAGCCUGGAAAUCGUGUUUUGGCGACUUCGAGGCCCCAGCUGCCAAGCCCUCCAAGCACCUGAACCCCACCCUGCAUUCCGCCGACAAACAGUUCCUGCAGGAGGUUGGAUUCGUCAACAGUGCUGCCGAUCACCUGGCUGAGAUGGCCAAGCCCUCGAAUGUUCUGCUGCUGCGCGUGUCCGUCGAUGGAGUAGCCAAGGCUCAUGGCGAGAAAUCCGUGGCCGUGGAUGAGGCCAACAAGCUGCUGUCCGCUGCCAUUGGUCGCCUGCUGGCCGCCUCCCAGAAGUCCAGCGACUCGGUCCUGUUUGUGCAGACCACGGAGAAGGAUAUUGCUGUGUCCCGCGCUAAGCGUGAAGCCGUGCCUCCCAACACCAGCAGCAACCCUUUCAACCUGGCCGUUUACUAUAACAGUGACUACCCGGUGAUCUUCAACAUCAUCCUAUGGUUCAUGGUCGUCUUUGGACUGUCGCUGCUGGCCAUCUGCUAUGCCAUCGCUGCCAUGGAUCCCGGCAGGGACUCCAUCAUCUACCGCAUGACUUCCACCCGCAUUAAGAAGGAUAACUAAACGUGCAGGAGGAGGAGCGAAGGAUCGAGAGGAGCUUGCGUUACGCUUUGUUAUUUCGUCCCCUUUUUGAGUUGCAAUUGGCCAACUUCUACUUCAAUCCAACAGCGGAUAAAUUGUGUGUAUGUGUGUGUGUGCAAACAGCUGUCGCAGUAGUUGGUUAAAUUAUCUAUACAUAAGUAUUAACAAACUUAUCAGUUUUCGAUGCAGUUGCGGCUGAGCAACAAUUCCAUAGUAAUUUGUUAUAUUUUCCUGUUUUGUUGUACUUUUUAGGUUUAUAUAUAUACGAAUAUGCACAACAUACUCGCCAAGUCAGUCAGUUCUUCAAAUAAUUCAUCAUAUGUAAAUUACCAAAAUGUGGAGUGUUAAAAAGUAACGUUAAAUAUAUAUAGCCUAAAAAGACAAA
Messenger RNA from Drosophila ficusphila, 1459 nucleotides. It is a transcript of the gene ATP6AP2, whose product is annotated as ATPase H(+)-transporting accessory protein 2. Gene Ontology annotation, cellular component: external side of plasma membrane; membrane. Gene Ontology annotation, molecular function: signaling receptor activity. Gene Ontology annotation, biological process: positive regulation of Wnt signaling pathway. Bases 91 to 1056 code for a protein of 321 amino acids. The transcript has 3 exons. The record is from RefSeq and is a predicted model, not a curated record. Lineage: Eukaryota; Metazoa; Arthropoda; Insecta; Diptera; Drosophilidae.